This is a messenger RNA of Geodia barretti, 963 nucleotides long. NCBI's taxonomy places the organism in Eukaryota, Metazoa, Porifera, Demospongiae, Tetractinellida, Geodiidae. The record is from the annotation of a GenBank genome assembly.
AUGCCUGAACCGGACACGGGCGAAGUGCUCUUCCGCACGCACUACUCCGGUAUAUGCGGCACCGACCUGCACGCAGUUCAACUCGGCAGGUACGAAGAUGGCGUGGUCAUCGGGCAUGAGUUUGCGGGCGAGGUCGUAUCUGUCGGACCCGGCGUUGAAGGCUGGCGGGCUGGCGAUCGCGCUGCCGUGCAUCCCAAAGGCAACGUCUGUGGCGUAUGCCCCGAGUGCCGAGACGGUCUGUCCAAUCUGUGCAGCGCCCCGGACAUCGGCGGCACAGCGGGCAUCGGCAGCAACGGAGGCAUGGCCGCGUAUGUGAGCAUUCCGGCGGGCAAACUACGCAGCCUGCCCGAUGAAGUCUCGCUGCUCGAGGGCGCGUGGGUCGAGCCGAUCGCUGUCGCGUUGCGCGGCGUUUCACGCUCCGGCUUCAAGGUCGGACGGCGGGCCGUCGUUGUGGGCGCGGGUCCCAUAGGACUGCUGACCGUGAUGCACCUGCGGCUUGGCGGGGCGAGCCAGAUUACCGUGCUGGAACCAAGCGAGAUGCGCCGCGCCAAAGCCGAGGAACUCGGCGCAGACAUCACCAUCAACCCGGUCACAGACGACCCCACCGAGAUAUUUGGCAAUGACAUCGAGCGCCCGGACUACGCAUUCGAGUGCUCCGCUGCGCCCUCCGCGCUCGAUACGGCAGUGGAAAUUCUACCCCAUAAUGGCACACUGGCGCUACUCGGUGUUGCGACAUUCCCAAUCAGUUUCCGCUCAUACACCAUAAUUCGCAAGGAGCUCACAGUCACCGGCAGUUCCAGCUAUGUGGAGGAAUUCGACAUCGCAAUUCGCCUGCUCGCGCGCAAGGCGCUCGAUGUGCAGCCGCUCACCAGCGAUGUCGUAGGGCUUGAGGGCGUGCUCGAUGCUAUGGAGCGGCUUGAACAGGGGAAGGCAAUCAAGAUUCUCGUGCAGCCGAAUGACUAG